Molecule: messenger RNA, 2514 nt
Organism: Octodon degus (degu)
Lineage: Eukaryota; Metazoa; Chordata; Mammalia; Rodentia; Octodontidae
Gene: Cyyr1
Product: cysteine and tyrosine rich 1
Exons: 3
Source: RefSeq, a predicted model, not a curated record
CUCAUCCGUUUUGAUUGUGUAGAUGAUUGUCUUGCUCAGUGUGGCAAUGACUGCCGAUCCUACUGCUGUGAUGGGACCACGCCCUACUGUUGCUCCUACUAUGCCUAUAUUGGAAAUAUCCUCUCGGGCACUGCGAUUGCUGGCAUUGUGUUCGGAAUCGUGUUCAUCAUGGGCGUCAUUGCGGGCAUUGCCAUCUGCAUCUGCAUGUGCAUGAAAAGCAACCGCGGGCCCCGGGUGGGCGUCAUCCGAGCCGCACACAUCAACGCCAUCUCCUCCUACUCUGCAGCACCACCCCCCUACAGUCACAACCAAGAGAUGCAGUACUGCGCAGACCUGCCUCCCCCGUACUCCCCGACUCCACAGCGCUCCCCACCCCCUCCUUACCCUGGAAAUGCACGGAAAUAACCCUUCUCCCAGAGCAGAAUAAGUGCCAAUCAAUGAUCCUUCCCAGGAUAAAACGCUUCUAGAAAUGUGGAAGCAGGCAGGAAAGAACUGUUGUAAGGAAUACUUUGGGGGGCAGAUAACAGUCCAAGUGUGCUAUUCCCUUGAAAGGAUGCAGGAUGGCGACCCUGCUCAGAGCUAACCCCAAGUGGAAUAUUAUGGAACUGCAGUGGAAAAUGUCUCCUGAUCCAUGGAAGCACGUUCAGAAAAAGUCAUGAGAUGGAUGGAUGGAAGGCUGGUAGUCACAAUGAGCGCUGGGUGAAGGAAGUUUCAGUGUUUAUCCUAGAAGAGAGAAGACUGAAGCCAAAUUGGGAGGGAGAAUCAUGGCCUGGUCUGUAAAGAAACAGAUUUAUUCUAUGAAGUUUUAAAAGGCAGUAAUUUUUCAUUCAUUCAUCAAUAAAAGUAAAUUGAGUGCCUGAGAGCCUACUAUGUGCCUGGCACUGUUUGAGGCACUGAAUGGAAACUGCCAGAAGCGAACUUUGGUUUUUAUACAGGCAUACCUCGUUUUAACAUACUUUAUUUAGCGUGUGCUCUGCGGGUACUCUGUGUCUUACAAACUCAAGGUUCGCGGCAACCCUGCAUUGAACAGUGCCAUUUUUCCAUCAGCCUGUGCUGGGCUCAUCUCUCUAUUUCAGGAUUUUAUUUCUUACGAUAUUUUGAACUUUUUCAUUAGUAGUCUACUCAUUAGGGUGAUCUUUGAUCAGUGACCUUUGAUGUUACCAUUGUUGUUUUGGGGCCCCAUGAGCCAUAUCCAUAUGACACAAGGACCUUAAUAGAGUGAUGAUUAUUGUGAAAAGAGUAUGUAUGAUGCUCAGGUGAGCUCAGUGGUAGGCCUUUGGCACCAAACAGCCAAAUUGUCUAUACAAAGAAAAGUUCAUUCAUGGAGGAAAUAGAUGGUACUCCCUGAACAUCUGAACAGUACAAAAGAAAAAUAGCUUUCCUGGUGAUAUGGAGAAACUUCUAGUGGUCUGGAGGGAAGCUCAAACCAGCCGCAUAUUCUUAAACCAAAGCCUUACCCCAAGGAAAGUUCUGCCUUUCUUCAGUUCAGUGAUAGCUGAAAAAGCAGCAGAAGCUACAAAAGAAAAAGUGGGGAACUAACACGUUGGUUUGCAGAGUUUAAGGGGAAAAAAGCCAUUUUCAUAGCAUGAAAGUGUAAGAGAAGCAGCAAGUGCUGAUGCAGAGAAGUUGCAGCAAGUUCGACAGAAGAUCAUAUGGUGGAGCUGAAACUGCUCCAUGCUGGAGGAAAAUGCUGGGCAAGAUUUCCACAGGGAGUCAGGUCUUGUUCAAAGCAUCAAAGGAAAAGCUGAGUCUCUAAUUAGGGCUAUUGCAGGUGGUGACUAAGUUGAAGUCAGCUGCCAUUUAUUAUGCCUCAAAUUCUGAAGUCCUUAAGAGUUAUACUAAUUGCACUUUCUGUGACCUAGCAAUGGAACGAGAAAGCCUGUUUACAACAUGGUUUAUUGAGUAAUUUAAACCCACUAUUGAAACUGACCACUCAGGAAAAAUCGUGCCUAUCAAAACUUACUGCUCAUUAACAAUGCACAUCGUUAUGCAAGAGCUUUGCUGGAGACAUACGACAAAAAUCAAGUUGUUUUCAAACCAUAUCUGCUAAUACAAAACUCCUUUCUCUAUUUCAUAUUUCCUAGAUCAAGGGGCAAUUUGUACUUUAAAGGCUUAUUAAAUGAAUAAAUAUCAUGAGGCUGUGAUGCAUCUGAUGAAGCAAGGCAAAGCACACUGCAAACCUUCUGGAAAGGAUUCGCCAUGCUAGGUGACAUCAAGAUGACUCAUGCUUCAUGGAAGGACAUCAAAAUAUCACCAUUGCUAAGUUUGAAAGAAGUGAAUUCCAGCCCUCCUGGGUUAUUUUGACAGUUUAAGAUUUCAGUAGAGAAAGUUACUCCAGGUCUGGAGUAAGUAGAGGAGAACUAGAAGUGGAGCCUGAAGAUGUCAUAGGCCAGGAGUUGCUUGUCACAGACAGGCAAAAUGGUUUCUUGUAGUGGAAUGUACUUUGUUUUGUUUUUUGUUGUUGUUGUUGUUUUGUUUUGGGGUUUUUUGUUUUGUUUUGCUUUGAGUUUUUUU